This is a messenger RNA of Paracoccidioides brasiliensis Pb18, 423 nucleotides long. RefSeq lists its product as uncharacterized. The transcript is spliced from 2 exons. Bases 1 to 423 code for a protein of 140 amino acids. The record is from RefSeq and is a predicted model, not a curated record.
AUGGCUAUCAGAUUGGUGGAGACUUUGCACCUUGUAUUGUUAUUGUUCGGGUUGAUACAGUUGGCUGUUGCAAGCGCAAGGUUGACUGAUGACUCUUUCGCUGGUACAUGGAGUGGACGUGGUCUGGGAAAGAGGAAUGUCCUCACAGGGCGCUCCAUCGCCGCGGACCCCAAAGGCCUCUACAAACCCCACAAAACCAAAGUCCCCAUAGAUCACUUCCCCUACGAUUCACGCUAUGAACCACACACAGACGAGAAGUUCGACUUGCGCUAUUGGUUCGACGCCAGCCAUUACAAAGAGGGCGGUCCCAUAAUCGUCCUUCACAGCGGCGAGACGAGCGGCGUCAACCGUCUGCCCUUCCUGCAGAAGGGCAUCAUGAAAAUUCUCUCCGAGACAACCAAUGGCCUGGGAGUCAUUCUUUAA